Molecule: messenger RNA, 1308 nt
Organism: Fraxinus pennsylvanica
Lineage: Eukaryota; Viridiplantae; Streptophyta; Magnoliopsida; Lamiales; Oleaceae
Source: the annotation of a GenBank genome assembly
AUGGGGGAGAAGAAGAAAGAUAUGCCAACAGUUUGGUUUUCAUUGAAGAAAUCCUUGCAUUGUAAAUCAGAGCCAUCAGAUGUGUGUGAUCCAAAGACCAGGAAGCAGUUGAGUGCAAUAUUGACUAGAAAAUCAGGCAGGUCUGGUUGUUCAAGGUCUAUAGCAAAUCUGAAAGAUGUUAUUCAUGGGAGCAAGAGGCAUUUGGAAAAGCCCCCAAGUUGUAGUCCAAGAUCCAUAGGGAGUAGUGAAUUUCUCAACCCAAUAACUCAUGAAGUGAUUUUGAGUAACUCAACAUGUGAACUCAAAAUCACUGGUUUUGGUGGGUGGCAAGAAGGUGGGCUUCACGGUGGUGGUGGUGUUGAUAAUGGUGGUGCUGGCUCUCCAUUUGUGGGAACUUUAAGACCUGGUACUCCUGGCCCUGGAGGGAACCCUACAAUGCAUUACUUCAAUCCAUCCUACAGAAAUGCUGCAACUACUCCUAGAAAGACUUCUCCUUUUGAGGGCAUUGGGAAUGGAAAUUCUGCAAAUUUUGAGGGGACUAAUGGUUUGCCCUUAAAACCAAGGGCAUCCCUUGAUAAAGAUACUAAUGGGUCUUCUUCUAUUGCAUGCCACAAAUGUGGAGAACAGUUUGGAAAGUGGGAAGCUCUUGAAUCACAUCAUCUUUCAAAGCAUGCUGUGACUGAACUUGUGGAGGGUGACUCAUCCAGGAAAAUUGUUGAAAUCAUCUGCCGAUCAAGCUGGCUGAAGUCCGACAACCACUGUGUUAGAAUUGAAAGGGUAUUGAAAGUACACAAUAUGCAGAAAACACUGGCUCGAUUUGAGGAAUACAGGGAGACGGUGAAAGUAAAGGCCAGUAAGCUUCCUAAGAAACACCCUCGAUGCCUAGCCGAUGGAAACGAACUUUUAAGGUUCUACGGCACUACUCUAUCAUGCUCUCUUGGCAUGAAUGGAUCCUCCAGUCUUUGCAUUGCCGACAGAUGCUGUGUUUGUCGAAUUAUAAGACAGGGCUUUUCGACCAAAAAGGAACUGAAAGGUGGAAUAGGAGUUUUCACAACUUCUACAAGUGGAAGAGCUUUUGAAUCUAUAGAAUUCCAUAAAGAUGAUAUACCCGUAAGAAAAGCUUUAAUAGUAUGCAGAGUUAUUGCAGGGAGGGUGCAUCGACCUCUGGAGAAUAUUCAAGAAAUUGCUGGCCAGACGGGGUUUGAUUCAUUAGCUGGUAAAGUUGGUCUUUAUUCAAAUAUUGAGGAGCUUUAUUUGCUUAACCCUAGAGCUCUUCUUCCUUGUUUCGUGGUGAUAUGCAAACCCUGA